Molecule: messenger RNA, 8894 nt
Organism: Mobula hypostoma (lesser devil ray)
Lineage: Eukaryota; Metazoa; Chordata; Chondrichthyes; Myliobatiformes; Myliobatidae
Product: zinc finger protein 226-like
Exons: 2
Coding region: 1767-3308 (513 amino acids)
Biological process (GO): regulation of transcription by RNA polymerase II
Cellular component (GO): nucleus
Molecular function (GO): DNA-binding transcription factor activity, RNA polymerase II-specific; RNA polymerase II cis-regulatory region sequence-specific DNA binding
Source: RefSeq, a predicted model, not a curated record
UCGGCAGAGGUAAGAAUUUCAACACCGACUGAGGGACAUUUACUGUGACUCCGAACACCGUGACCGCAAUCCCGGGACAGUCCUGCUCUCGUCCCUCUCUCUCAGCCCCACGAUCCGUACACGGACCCCGGGGAGCUUCCGGCUGAUGAGGGAAUGGGAACCGAUGGAUCUCUCAGACAGAGCUGAGCUCCAGCUGUCUAAAUGCAAGGAUUGGGAACUCGGAGAAAGGGAACAAAAUCUUUUACAUCAGCUGUUGAGAAAAUCACCUUUGUUCUGCCUCCUAUCACAAACAAGAGAAAAUCUGCAGAUGUUGAAAAUCCAAGCAACACACACAAAUUGCUGGAGGAAUUUAGCAUUAGUACUCUUUUCCAUAGAUGCUGCCUGGCCUGCUGAGUUCCUCCAGCAUUUUGUGUGUGUUGCUUGUUUUACAUCCUCUAGGGAGGAGGUACAGCAUUUGACAGAAUGGUGUUGUCAUUAUAACCUGGACUUGAACAUCACAAAAACCAAGGAGCCGAUAGUAGACUUCAGGAAAUCAAAGCGCGUCGAGCACUCUGCUCUGCACAUAUACGGGAAAGCGGUGGAGAGAGUAGAGAGUUUCAAGUUCCUCGGCGUCCACAUCUCGGCUGACCUCACCAUAUCUCUUAUCAGGUGGGGAAGGCCCAACAGAGGCUCUACUUCCUAAGGAAGCUAAAGCACGCUCUCCUCCCUCAUCACCUGCUGAUCAACUUCUAUCGGACAACUAUAGAGAGCCUCCUGACGUAUUGCUGUGCAGUGUGGUUUGCCAGCUGCACAGAACAGAACAGGAAGGACUUGCAGCGGGUGGUGAGGGUAGCAGAGCACAACAUUACCCUCCCUCAGAGGCAUUUAUACUGACAGACUUCAAAGGAAGGCUACUUGUAUUUCAAAGGAUCCCACUCAUCCUGGACAUCACCUGUUUUCCCCUCUACCUUCUGGGAAGAGAUACAGAGCAUUAAGGAGAAAAACAAAGAGACUCCUUAACAGCUUCUACCCACAAGCAGUGAAAUGUAUAACACCCCCUUCCUUUCUCCUGCCCCCCCCCACCAAGACGACAGCAGCUAAAUGCAUCACACUUCCAGGAAUGGCAGGUGUGCAAUAGUCCUACCCCACCCCCAAUCCAUAUAAUAUUAAUUUUGGACUGCAUUCCUGAGGUUUUAGAGUUUAUUUUAUGUAUUUAUUCUUUGUCAUGCUGCAAAACGUUGAGCUGCUAAACUGUGUUUCAUUGCUCCGCAACAACAACAACUUCAACAACAACUACUUCUUCUUCUUCUCCUUGUCCUCGUCCUCGUCCUCCUCCCUGUGAGAACAUGUUUUGACCUACUCAUAUGUUUUGACCCUGGGUUAAAUACUACAAGGAAUUUAUCUACAGGAAUCUCGAACACAACACGCCAGUUUUUCUAUCUCUGGCCAGAUAUUUAAGAAGUGGAGCAAGUGAUUCAAUCGAUCAUCCUUCCUACUCAGACUGUGGGGAGGGAUUCACUAGAUCAUCUGACUGACUGGCACGCCUGUCAUUUUACACAGGGGGAGAGGCCAUUCAUUUGCUCAGUCUGUUGGAAUGGAUUCACUCGGUCAUCUCAACUGAAGGUACAUCAGCAAGUUCACACUGGGCAAGGCCAUUCACCUGUUCUGUGUGUGAGGAGGGAUUCAGUCGGUCUUCCCAGCUGUGGACACACCAGUCAGUUCACACUGGGCAGAGGCUGGUCAUCUGCUGAAUUUGUGGGGAAGGAUUCACUCGGUCAUCUGACCUAAUGGCUCACCAGCGAGUCCACACUGGGGAGAGGCUGUACACCUGCUCAGACUGUGGGAAGGGAUUCACUUGCUCAUCUAAACUGAAGGUACAUCAGCGAGUUCACACUGGGGAGAGGCCGUUCACCUGCUCAGACUGUGGGAAGAGAUUCACUUAUUCAUCCAACCUACAGAGUCAUCAGCGAGUUCACACUGGAGAGAAGCCAUUCACCUGUUCAGAAUGUGGGAAGGCAUUCAAACUGUCAUCCCAUCUACAGAGUCAUCAGCGAGUUCACACGGGGGAGAAGCCAUUCACCUGCUCAGUCUGUGGGAAGAGAUUCACUGAAUCAUCCAACCUACAAAGUCAUCAGCGAGUUCACACUGGGGAGAAGCCAUUCACCUGCUCAGAAUGUGGGAAGCAAUUCACUCAGUCAUCCCACCUACAGAGUCAUCAGCGAGUUCACACUGGGGAGAAACCGUUCAUCUGCUCAGUCUGUGAGAAGAGAUUCACUCGGUCAUCCGACCUACAGAGUCAUCAGCGAGUUCACACUGGGGAGAAGCCGUUCACCUGCUCAGAAUGUGGGAAGGGAUUCACUCGGUCAUCCACCCUACAGAGUCACCAGCGAGUUCACACUGGGGAGAGGCCGUUCACCUGCUCAGUCUGUGGGAAGGGGUUCACUCAGUCAUCCAUCCUACAGAGUCACCACCGAGUUCACACUGGGGAGAAGCCAUUCACCUGCUCAGUCUGUGGGAAGAGAUUCACUGAGUCAACUAACCUACUGGUACAUCAGCGUGUUCACACUGGGGAGAAACCGUUCACCUGCUCAUUCUGUGGGAAGGGAUUCACUCAGUCAUCCACACUACAGAGACACCAGCGAGAUCACACUGGAGAGAAGCCAUUCACCUGCUCAGAAUGUGGGAAGGGAUUCACUUGGUCAUCCCAACUACUGGCACACCAGUCAGUUCACACUGGAGAGUGGCCGUUCAUCUGCUCAGAAUGUGGGAAAGGAUUCACUUGGUCAUCCCAACUGCUGGCACACCAGUCAGUUCACACUGGGGAGUGGCCAUUCACGUGCUCAGAAUGUGGGAAGGGAUUCACUUGGUCAUCCCAUCUACUGGCACACCAGUCAGUUCACACUGGGGAGAGGCCAUUCACAUGCUCAGAAUGUGGGAAGGGAUUCACUUGGUCAUCCCAUCUACUGGCACACCAGUCAGUUCACACUGGGGAGAAGCCGUUCACCUGCUCAGAAUGUGGGAAGGGAUUCACUCAGUCAUCCGACCUACAGAGUCAUCAGCGAGUUCACACUGGGGAGAAGCCAUUCACGUGCUCAGUCUGUGGGAAGAAAUUUACUCGGUCAUCCCACCUACAGAGUCAUCAGCGAGUUCACACUGGGGAGAAGCCAUUCACCUGCUCAGAAUGUGGGAAGGGAUUCACUCAGUCAUCCAACCUACAGAGUCAUCAGCGAGUUCACACUGGGGAGAAGCCGUUCACCUGCUCAGUCUGUGGGAAGAGAUUCACUCAGUCAUUUCACCUACUGACCCACCAGCGAGUUCACACUGGGUAGAAGCCAUUCACCUAGUCAGAAUGUGGGAAGAGAUUCACUCAUUCAUCCAACCUACAGAGACAUCAGCAAGUUCACACUGGGGAGAAGCCGUUCACCUGCUCAUAAUGUGGGAAAGGAUUCACUCAGUCAUCCCAACUACUGGCACACCAGUCAGUUCACAAUGGGGAGUGGCCAUUGUUAUGAACCCCUGGGUUUCGUUUGCUGUGGGCUGUCAUUUUAAGAGCAAGAGAGAGAGAUUUAGAAGGGAAAUCAGUCCAACUUGCAGCUUGUUUAGAUUUAACCGAGGACAGAGACACACAGAGUCAGAGGGAGAUGAAAGAGGAAAAAUGGUAGGAUCAAAAGAAGGGAACUAGUGGCCAAGGGUCAUUGUUUAGCACUUCCCUAUGCCCACAAAGGUGGGUUAAUUAUCGAUUCAGUGAACAUCGAAUGUGUGGUUGUCAUCUCGCUUGAUCCAUAGGAGUGGAUCGGAUUUGGGGUAUCCUGUGAAGACCACUUAUGUGUUAACCCUUGCCUGGGUGUGGUCUGAUAAUUCACCUGAAGAAGAUACCCCUUGUGACAAGUCACUUUCGGUGAUAAUUCGUACGUGGAUUUGGAACGACAACGAAUAAAAUCUGCAGCGACUGUUCUCUCGUUUUACCACCGUGGAACCUGUGGAAUUCGACAUAAUUGCCUUCUCUCGACAUUUAUCCUGGAUUACAAAUAUCUCUCUCUCAUCACCUAUUCCAUGGAUGAACUGAAUUUUCAUACUUUACCAUCACAAGACUCUAAGCCUUGUUUCCCCCGAGCUCAAUAGUUUGGGAGUUAUAUUUAAACUCAUAUAUACACAUAAUACUGUUCACUUUUGUUUAUCUUGCUUAAGUUACUAUAUUAUAAGUAGAUACUAAUAAAGGCAGUGGUUUUAACAUCAAAACCAGACUCCAGGUGUAGUCUAUUGCUGCUGGUUCAUUUCUAAAGCAUUAUAGUUCAUAACAAAAUUUGGGCGUGUGUCGGGGAUAUGAACAAAUUUGGGGGCGUAUUGAUUGAUUAAUUAUCGAUUUCAUUGGGGAAAUCCUUUUUGAUUUACUUGUGUGUGGAAAAUCAGCAGCAAUGGAUGUUGAUAGAUUUUUCGAAGUGCCAACCUCUGAGGCAUUAGAGGACGCCAGAAGGAUUGAGUUGUUGAGUAUUGCUAAAAGGUUAAAAUUUGCUAAGGUGAAAUCAACAACGAGGAGGGCAUAGUUGCAGAGGAUAAUAGCUGAGCAUUAUGUAUCUGAGGGUGUGUUUAAAGUGGAGGAGUUGGAGGUGUUUCCUGAAAGUAAACUUAGUAAGCUUGAGCUCCCGUACAAGUUAGAAACAUUAAAGAUGGAGGCUGCGGAAAGGCAGAGGCAGUUUGAGGCUAGAGAGGCAGAUAAACAGAGGGAGGAAGCAGAGGAUGUUUGAGCUGGAAAAGAUAGAGAGAUUGCAGCAAAGGGAUCUGGCGUUAGACUCUGGUGAUAAGUUUGAUGCCAGUCGGGAAGUUAUAUUGGUACCUCCAUUUGACGAGGCAGAAGUUGAUAAAUACUUUCAGCAUUUUGAGAAGGUUGCUCAGAUUUUAAAGUGGCCAGAAGAGGGUUGGCCUAUUCUCUUACAAAGUGUAAUUCAGGGGAAGACUCAGCAAGCCUUUUCUACCUUGACAGUUGAUGAAGCAGCUGAACAUAUGACAUAGUGAAACAGGCUGUGCUCAAAGCAUACGGGUUGGUCCCAAAAGCAAAAGUUUAGAAAUUUGAGGAAAUCUGUUAUAUGGAAUUUGCUUAUGAGAGCUUUGUGUGUCUUCACCACUGGUACACAUAUAAAAAUGUAAAUGAUGAUUUUAACAGCUUGAAAGAGUUGGUUUUAAUUGAAGAAUUCAAAAGAUGUGUUUAGAUGAAAAGGAUGCUGCCACUUUGCAGGUGUCUGCUAGAUUAGCAGAUGAGUUUGCCUUAACUCAUAAGGUUAAGUUUACCCCGAAUAAGAGCUUCCAAAAGAGUAGCAGGGAUAACCAGGGUAAACCAGAAAUUAAAGCUGGUAUUAGUAACAAGAGUAAGGAUGAAGGCAAGCAGUUGAAGGAGAAAUAUUCUGGUCUUACUUGUUACUAUUGUAAGAAAGCUGGUCAUAUGAUGGCUGAUUGUUCCGUCCUGAAGAAUAAAAAGGAAAAGGAGGCAGUCCCAAAUGCCUGUGAUCAGUAUGUUGAAGCAUCUAUAAACCCACAGGGUUCUGAACAUUCUGUUGAGGCUCAGUAAUGGACUGAGAGGUCUGACUGAGUUAAGAAGGGAUUUGAUCAUUUUAUGUCAGUUGGGUUUGUAUUAGUAAAGGAAGGGUCAACCCCGGUACCAGUGAAAAUUCUUCGAGAUACUGGGGCUUCUCAAUCACUUGCGUUAGACUGCGUUCUGAAGUUUGGUGAUGAGACUAACACUUGUGAGGUAAAUCUUAUUAAAGGCAUUGGGGGCGGCAUAGUUUCUGUGCUGUUGCACAAGGUAGCUUUACAGUCAGAGUUGGUUUCGGGACCUGUUAAGAUUGGAUUAUGCUCCAGUUUACUGGUGGAAGAUGUUACUCUGAUGUUAGGGAAUGACCUGGCAGAUGGUAAAGUUGUUCCUGCAGUGCAGUUGACAACUAAGCCAACCACUGACGACCCACAGAUGGAUUUUAACAUUUAUCCUUCCUGUGCAGUAACUCGAAGUAUGGCUAAAAAGUCUGCCAACGCAGACGGUUCUGUGCAGCAUGAUUCUGAUACCAUUGAUAGCCAAAAUCGGGAUUCGGGUUACGAUGACUUGAAAGGGACUUUUCUGCCUUUAUUGUUUCAAAAGGAUUCAGGUAAUAAGUCUGAUAAGGAAGAUUUAUCCCUAGGAAGGAGCGUAUAGCAGAACAGAACCGAGACCCUGAGAUUGAAGCUUUAAAAGAAACAGCUCUCUCAGAUGAUGUGAAUAAGAAAGUGCCAGUAGGGUAUUAUUUCAAGGAUGGAGUAUUAAUGAGGAAUUGGAGGCCACCUGCUAUACCUGUGAGUGAGGAAUGGGCAAUUGUUCACCAAGUUGUAGUCCCUUAAGUUUAUAGGACUGAAAUUUUAACUUUGCCCACAGUAUGCCCUCAGGUGGCCAUUGAGAACCUGGAACAGUUCAGGCCCUGUGGCCCAAAAUGUUGUGCCGACCCUUAAACCCUGCCUCCCAUAUAACCCCCCCCACCUUAAAUUCCUCCAUAUACCUGUCUAGUAGCCUCUUAAACAUCACUAGUGUAUCUGCCUCCACCACUGACUCAAGCAGUGCAUUCCUCGCACCAACCACUCUCUGAGUAAAAAACCUUCCUCUAAUAUCCCCUUGAACUUCCCACCCCUUACUUUAGAGCCAUGUCCUCUUGUAUUGAGUAGUGGUGCCCUGGGGAAGAGGUGCUGGCUGUCCACUCUUAUCUAUUCCACUUAAUAUCUUGUAUAUCUUGUAUGUUUUGGAGUGAAUAAAACUGUAAACAGGAUUAUGAAAGAAUUUUACUGGCCUAACUUGAGAAAAGAUGUUGUGACCUUUUGCAGAACCUGUCACACUUGUCAAGUUGUGGGUAACCCCAAUCAGUUCACCCCAGUGGCCCCACUCCGGCCUAUACCUGCUUUCAGUGAACCCUUUUCCAAAGUUAUAGUGGAUUGUGUUGGCCCAUUGCCAAAGACUAAAGCUGGCCAUCGGUAUUUGCUAACUAUUAUGUGUACUGCAUCCAGAUUCCCAGAGGCAAUACCUUUCAGAAAUACUAAAGAUAAAACUGUGGCGAAGGCUCUUACCAGGUUUUUUUUUACUUUAUUUGGUUUGCCUAAAGAUUCCAGUCUGAUCAGCGAAGUAAUUUUACAUCUGGAUUGUUCCAGCAGGUAGUUUGUGAACUGGGAACUAAACAAAUUAUAUCGUCUGCGUACCAUCCGGAAUCACAAGAGGCUUUAGAAAGAUUUCAUUCUACCCUCAAAAAGAUUAAGACAUACUGUGUUGAAAAAGGAAAAGACUGGAAUGAAAGAAUACAUUUCCUUUUGUUCACGAUAAGAGAGUCGGUACAGAAAUGACUGGGCUUUAGUCCAUUUGAACUUGUAUUUGGUCAUAGAGUGAGGGGAACUUUGGCCUUGUUAAAGGAACAGUGGAUUGAUGGGGAUGUACAUGUCAACUUGUUAGACUAUGUUUUGAAGUUCAAAAAUAAACUACACCAAGCCUGUAGUCCAGCGAGACAAAACUUAAAGAUUUCUCAAAACAAAAUGAAGUGUUGGUUUGAUAAGCUGGCUUGUGAAAGAAAAUACCAGGUGGGGGAUAAGGUGCUUGCCUUAUUUCCAGUGUUGACGAAUCCACUUCAGGCGAAAUUCAAUGCACCGUAUGAAAUAGUAUCUCAAAGUAAUGAUACGAAUUAUGUUAUUGAAACACCCGACCGAUGUAAACUAACACAGGUGGUACACAUAAAUAUGAUAAAGCCUUAUUUUGACAAGCAAACCACGGUCGCAGUACAUGACGUAGAUAUUGGUCAAGCCAAACAGAUUCAACAACAGCCAUAUCGCUGAAUGUAGGAAAGUGUAAAUUGGCUGAGCUUGAAAUUGAAUAUAUGCUGAAAAAUGGUAUUAUUAGGACUUCAACAUCAGAUUGGAUCUCACAAACCAGUGGAAUGAGUAUGACCCAUAGACACCAUAGAAACUACAGCACAGAAACAGGCCUUUUGGCCCUUCUUGGCUGUGCCGAACCAUUUUCUGCCUAGUCCCACUGACCUGCACACAGACCAUAUCCCUCCAUACACCUCCCAUCCAUGUAUCUGUCCAAUUUAUUCUUAAAUGUUAAAAAAAAACCUGCAUUUACCACCUUGUCUGGCAGCUCAUUCCACACUCCCACCACUCUCUGUGUGAAGAAGCCCCCCCUAAUGUUCCCUUUAAACUUUUCCCCCAUCACCCUUAACCCAUGUCCUCUGGUUUUUUUCUCCCCUUGCCUCAGUGGAAAAAGCCUGCUUGCAUUCACACUCUCUAUACCCAUCAUAAUUUUAUAUACCUCUAUCAAAUCUCCCCUCAUUCUUCUACGCUCCAGGGAAUAAAGUCCUAACCUAUUCAACCUUUCUCUGUAACUGAGUUUCUCAAGUCCCGGCAACAUCCUUGUAAACCUUCUCUGCACUCUUUCAACCUUAUUUAUAUCCUUCCUGUAAUUUGGUGACCAAAACUGAACACAAUACUCCAGAUUCGGCCUCACCAUGCUCUUAUACUCAAUACUUUGAUUAAUAAAGGCCAAAGGAAUUAAAUACAGCAUCUCCAAGUUUGCGGAUGACACGAAGCUGGGUGGCAGUGUUAGCAGUGAGGAGGAUGCUAAGAGGAUGCAGGGUGACUUGGAUAGGUUGGGUGAGUGGGCAAAUUCAUGGCAGAUGCAAUUUAAUGUGGAUAAAUGUGAAGUUAUCCACUUUGGUGGCAAAAAUAAGAAAACAGAUUAUUAUCUGAACGGUGGCCGAUUAGGAAAAGGGGAGGUGCAACGAGACCUGGGUGUCAUUAUACACCAGUCAUUGAAAGUGGGCAUGCAGGUACAGCAGGCGGUGAAAAAGGCGAAUGGUAUGCAGGCAUUUAUAGCGAGAGGAUUCGAGUACAGGAGCAGGGAGGUACUACUGCAGUUGUAC